AUGGAGCCGCCUGUUUGCUGUGGUUGGCGGCCUGUAAGCCAGAGAAGAGGGUCCUGGAUGUUGAGGUGCCCCGUAGCAGCCCGGGGAGAUGAUACAUCCUUUCAGGAUUGCUACUCUUUUUCAUUUUUUCUAAACAGCAGGAAAAAGGAGGUACAGCCGAACGAAACUAUAACGUUAUCCUGGGACAAUAUCAAUGUGUAUGUCAAACCUAAAAAUCGGAUCUGCUGUAGAAGAGUGUAUGGGAACGUAAAACCUGGAACUUUGCUUGCCAUCAUUGGAGCAAGUGGCUCAGGCAAAACAACUUUGCUAAACAUGCUGACAUCAAGGAUAGAUAACAAAUUUUUAACGACCGCUGGUGACAUCAGAGUCAAUGGAAGGAAUGUUGGUAAUGAGAUUCGAAAUAUUUCUGCAUAUGUUCGUCAAGAUGACAUGUUCAUCGCUACAAUGACUGUCAAGGAACACCUUACAUUUAGGGCAUUAUUGCGGAUGGACAAAAACAUAUCUAAGGAAAAGAGAAUGCAACGUGUAAAAGAGGUAAUUGAAGAAUUUGGUCUGCAAAAAUGCAUGAAUAAUAUGAUUGGAGAUCCCGGACGUAUAAAAGGAAUAUCAGGUGGUGAAAUGAGGCGACUUUCAUUUGCUUCCGAGAUUCUGAAUGAUCCUCCACUACUGUUUUGUGACGAAGCAACGUCAGGUCUGGAUUCCUUCAUGGCCGAAAAUGUUGUACAACAUCUAAGAGCAUUGACCGAGAAAGGGAAAACAGUGCUUUGUACAAUCCAUCAACCGUCAUCCGAAGUGUUCGUAUUGUUUCACCAAAUUCUUAUCAUGGCGGAAGGAAGAAUUGCGUUCCUUGGAAGUUUACAAGAUGCUUUAGACUUUUAUAAAAGUGUUGGUCAUCCUUGUCCGCAGAAUUACAAUCCCUGUGACUUCUACAUCAUGUCAAUGGCUGUUGUGCCUGGAAGAGAAACUGAGUGCAAACAAAGAAUUGAACGGAUCUGUGACCAAUUCAAAGAGACGUCCUAUGCAAGAACAAUUAUUGAAGAAAACCGCAACUUGGUGGACAUCAACUCCGCCACAAAUCUAAUCACAGGCUUAAACGGAAAUGGAGAAAGGUACGAAUGUCCUUGGUACAAACAAUUUGUUCCCGUAUUUACGCGGUCUUGGAGGACAACAAUUAGAGAACCGGUGAUUGUAAGAAUACGCCUUUUGCAGACAAUCGUAUUAUCGUUAAUCCACGGGCUGGUCUACUUCCGGGUAGACCUGGACCAAGAAGGUGUUAUGAACAUAAAUGGGGUUUUGUUUUUAACGCUUAUAAAUAUGACUAUUGUAAAUAUGCUUGGGGUACUGAAUUUGUUCCCGAUAGAGGCGCCAAUCUUUCUGCGAGAAUACGGUAUUGGGCUCUACAGGGUUGAUAUCUACUUCCUCUGCAAAUCAUUGGCUGAGUUGCCUUCUUACGUUAUUAUCCCGGUCUUAUUCUCGGCAAUGACAUACUGGAUGAUUGGAUUGUACGAAUCCCUGGAAGCCUUCCUGGUAUUUACUGCAGUGAUAGUCCUUGUGGCAAAUAUCUCUGUGUCGUUCGGCUACAUUAUAUCUGCGGCGACAAACUCGGUUAGCACCGCAUUGGCUGUUGCUCCGCCGUCACUCGUUCCAUUAAUUAUGUUUGGUGGAUUCUUUUUAAAUUCAAAUUCAACUCCUGUGUAUUUCAUCUGGCUGGAAUAUAUGUCGUGGUUCAAAUACGCAAACGAGCUAGUAACAGUAAACCAGUGGGAAAACAUUGACUUCGUGUCAUGUGGUGAUAACAGAACAUCGCCUGCUGACAGUUGUCACUUUCAUAAUGGCGAGCAAGUGAUUCUCUAUCUCAACUAUGACAAGGAUAAUGUAUGGUUAAACAUCGGCGUAUUGUUAGCCAUGUUGGUUGUCUACAGACUUAUAGCCUUCUUUGUGUUACUUGUGAAGGCAAGAAGAUCAAAGAGAUAGCGAGUCUGUCAAGAAAUAUUCGCAAAUAUUGAGAAACAUCUCUUCUAACCGUGGAAUAAAAUGUUGAAAUCAAGACAGUUUACGACGUUCCUUAGCCAGUACUACUAUCUUUUUGUUGAACCAGAAAGGAAGAAUAAAGAUAAUAGGAACUUUUGCUUCUUAGCUAGAAUUUAUUUCUACAUACAUUUAGGUUGAAACUGCGAAGCGGUUUCAAUCUAUUACAGCGGUAUUCUGGAGACUGCAAGAAUUCAAUAAUGACAGUUUUCACUGAAGCAGAUUAAUCCGCCCUUCUAUUUCCGCACUACUUUUAUUGAUUAUUUACCGCAUAUCUCUCUACAUCAUUUCUAUGUAAAACUUCCUGGUCAGGUUUAACAAUCGUUUCAAUGUACAUGAUAAAAGAAAAUAUAGCAAAUUAUACAUCUUUGAAACGCUCAGAUCUCAAGCUUUUUAAUGGUGUUUAUCUUUAGAAAAUCAAAAGAGAAACUGUGAAAACA
Mercenaria mercenaria is the source of this 2468-nucleotide messenger RNA. RefSeq names its product protein white-like. Gene Ontology annotation, cellular component: plasma membrane. Gene Ontology annotation, molecular function: ATP binding; ATP hydrolysis activity; ABC-type transporter activity. The record is from RefSeq and is a predicted model, not a curated record. The transcript has 19 exons. Bases 1 to 1974 code for a protein of 657 amino acids. Lineage: Eukaryota; Metazoa; Mollusca; Bivalvia; Venerida; Veneridae.